Nannospalax galili (Upper Galilee mountains blind mole rat) is the source of this 5958-nucleotide messenger RNA. It is a transcript of the gene Ccp110, whose product is annotated as centriolar coiled-coil protein 110. The coding region runs from base 1181 to 4354 and encodes 1057 amino acids. Gene Ontology annotation, cellular component: centriole. The transcript is spliced from 16 exons. The record is from RefSeq and is a predicted model, not a curated record. Lineage: Eukaryota; Metazoa; Chordata; Mammalia; Rodentia; Spalacidae. Gene Ontology annotation, biological process: centriole replication; regulation of cytokinesis; centrosome duplication.
GUCCAGGUGGAGCGGAGACCGGGCGAGACGGCUUCGGCGCCCCGCGGAGCUGAGGAGGUCUUCCCGGGCGGGGCUUGGCUUACCUCGAGCCCUGGCAGGCACCGUGGUGGGGUAGCGGUGGUCGCGGGACCGGGGAUGCUCGGAUGCUGGCUUCGCCCGGUGGUCCUGCUACCCCCUCCGCUUGGCGGAGCGUCAUCCACCCAGGAGCUGGGGAAGGUGGGCGUGGGUCGUGGGGCUUCGACUCUGGCCGGAACCGGGAAGCCCCUCCUGGUGAUGAACCCCUUGUGCUAUAUUUCCUUCUCCCUCCCUCGGUGCGAGAGAGUGAGGCGUCCCCCGGGUGCGCACUGGCCAUUUUUGAACGCCGGUUACCACUACCAACGGCCCCAGACGCUCUCUGUUUACACACGUUUACCACUCUGGGGCAUCCGUGUGAGGUUAAGGAAGUCAGCUAGUUCUGGUUGAUUGCCCCGAUGCUGCUACUAGGUGGUUCCCACCCUUUUUCUCUCCUGCCCUUCUCUUUGGGAUCCCAGUCCCCUCCCCCUUACCUCUAGUUCAGGCACAUGGCAGCCAGCUAGAGAUGGAUUUGGUGAGGAAGCCCUCGUCCCCUUUCCCGUGUUUUCAAGUUACAUUUGAAUCUUAGCAAACACCAGACAAUGUAGCUGUGCACCGGGAGUUCAUAGGCAGGUGAGAAGAAUCGUUAUCCUUUUCGUUAGGAAAGCAGCUCCCAUUUGCUGACGCUCUCCUCAUGUGCUGCAGUACUGCUGAUUGCCAUACGUGCGUUAGCUAUUUGGACUCUCAUAAAGUCGCUUUCAGAGGCCUUGAUGUCCCUGCCUUACAGGUAGGAAGCUGAGGUGCAAGGAUGGCAUCUGCCUUGCCAUGAAUGUACAGCUAGCAUGUGCCUGCUGCAAAGAUCUUACCCCUUGCUGCCUCCACAGGAAGCUUAAGUCUUUGUGGAAACUGAUGGGUAAGCAGCAAGUCUGGAAUCUGUGUUACUUUUGUUCCUUUUCAGUAACGUUUCUGGCAAUGGGUUAUGAAUGAGCAGAUAGGAGUCCCUGAGUCUACGGGGUUUGCCAAGAGGCUCAGUGGACAAGUGUCAGUUGUGCUGAGGUAUAAAUGGAGGAGACAGGCAUGUCCAAACCUGCUGCGGCUGGUAUUAGUGGAAGCGGACCAGUAAUGCCUGAUGCACCCACUGUGUGCUGACACUGUUGUGUGUCAUGGGGAUUCAGUGAACAAGACUGAGAAGGUACCUGUUCAUAUGGAGCUUCUGUUUUGGUGGAGGAAGACAGAAAAACACAAGGAAAUCAGCGAGAUAAUUUCAGAUAGUUAUGAUCGUGAGAAGAUGGAGGAAUACGAGGAGUUCUGUGAGAAAACUCUUGCCAGAAUUCAGGAAGCGUCACUGUCCACAGAGAGCUUUCUGCCUGCUCAGUCAGAAAGUAUCUCACUUAUUCGCUUCCAUGGAGUGGCUGUGCUUUCUCCAUUGCUUAACAUUGAGAAGAGAAAAGAAAUGCAGCAAGAAAAGCAGAAAGCACUUGAUAUAGAAACGAGAAAGCAGAUUAAUAGGAAGAAAGCUCUCCUGACUCGUGUCCAGGAGAUUCUUGAAAAUGUUCAGGUUAGAAAAGCACCUAGUGCCAGUGAUUUUGAUCAGUGGGAGACUGAAACAGUUUACUUUAAUCCACAAGUCAGAGACUUGAAUGUUCCUGCUAUGGUUCCAAACAGCUUGCCAAGCCCCACUGGGUACUCUCCUUCAGUAGAACUUGAAGAGAUACCUGGGAUUUUGCCUUUGGAUAAUGAGGACCAACAUAAACCAAAUGGGAUAGACCUGACUGUGGACUCAGAAGGUUCUGAUUCUCUGAAGCAGUGUGAUGGUCCGAAUACCAGUCAUGCAGAAAAUGAAGCUUCCCCAAAGCUCUCCUCAGCGAGCCCACCAGAGACUCUCAUUUCUGAUGGUUCCUUGUCAACAAAUGAAGAACAGGACUCACCACGGUUGGCUGAAGUCACCUCAGAUCCCUACAUAAUGAGCCUUCAGAACCUUAUGAAAAAGUCAAAGGAAUACAUAGAAAGAGAACAGUCUAGGCGCAGUUUGAAAAAUAGUGCAAGGAGUGUUGACGAAAGUCACUCAGACAAAGAAAAUGAUGCUGCUAAGGCCAGUGACUGUGAGGAGAAAGCCCUGGAGACAGGGAGACACUGUGGUUCAGUUAUUCCUGACAAACCAAGCCUUAAUAAGUCAAAUGUCCUCCUUCAAGGUGCUUCCUCUCAAGCAGGCAGCAUGAAUAUGUCAGUUUUAGCUCAUUCUCCUAAAGCAGACCCUCCUGUGCGAACUGGCCCUCCCGCGGUUCCAGAUGCUGAGUCAGAUUUUAAAGCUAGUCCCACUUUUGUUGCUGAAAAUAAAGUUAUCAAAAGUCUUACAGGUUCAUAUGCCAAAUUACCUAGUCCAGAACCCUGUAUGAGUCCUAAAAUGCAUCGAAGGCGUUCCAGGCCAUCAUCAGCAUGUCAUAUACUUAUAAAUAACCCAAUAAAUGCCUGUGAGUUAAGUCCAAAGGGAAAAGAACAGGCAGUGGAUCUAAUUGUUCCAGCCACUGAUGAAGCAACACAUGUACCUGAAACUGUGCCAGAGUCACCAACUGAUUUAACAGGUGUUUGUUUAAGCAAAGUUUAUGCUAGCAAAAACAUGUCUAAAGUCACAGAAGUUAUGGUUGUAGGUAAAUCAAGUCAGGUAUGUCAGUCUUUAGGAAAUCAAUUAGAAAAUAAAGUUCCUCUUGAGCAUGCUGCUGUGGAAAGCCACUUAACUAAUGAGAGGGGAGUCCAGAAAGUGAACUGCAUGGCAAUGUCCAAAUUGCAUGAGCCAUAUGCUACCAGUCAGUGUAUGGCAAGUCAGAACUUGGGAAGUAUAUGUGGACUCAAGUCAGCCAGUAUGCUAGAGAAAAACUCUUGCAAUUUACAAAUGGAACUGAAUAAAUCUUACGAUGUGAAAAACCCAUCUCCAUUACUUAUGCAAAACCAGAGAAGCAGAGCACAGACGGACACACCUACGGUGCCCUGUGGAAAUGAACAGUUUGUGGAUAACAGUUUUGAAAAAGUUAAGCGGAGACUUGAUUUAGACAUUGAUAGCUUGCAAAAAGAAAACUGCGCUUAUGUCCUAACAGCUGGAGCAGCUGAACAGGAGAGGCAACAUUUGCCAGAAAAAAGAAACCCUAAGGGAUGCGUCUACAUUAACAAGAACAAGAUGUUAGAGUCUAGUACCAAAGAAGCCGAGAUACUAAAAAGCAAGAUGUCAGCUUUUGAAGAAAUGCGGAAGAGACUAGAGGAACAGCAUGCCCAGCAGUUAUCACUCCUCAUAGCUGAGCAGGAGAGGGAGCAGGAAAGGCUGUGGAAGGAAAUAGAAGAGCAGGAGAAGAUGUUAAAAGAGAAGAAGGCUGUUACAGCAGAAGUCUCCAGGCUGAACACCAACAGCGCGGUGGAGUUGGAGUGGAGGAGGAGAACUGAUUCCGGUUUGCUGGACACAGUGCUGUCUCAAGUGGACUCUUUCCAGACUUCAAACAACUCUGGUUUCACAAAUUCUGCCAUACAAUAUAGCUUUGGUUCUGCAAGUGAAGCACCAUUCUACCUCUGGGGAUCACCAACAAGUGGCAUGACCAAACUCUCAGUAACAAGGCCUUUUGGAAAGGCCCAAAGUAGGUGGUCUCAGGUUUUUAGUCUAGAAAUACAAGCAAAAUUUAACAAAAUAACUGCUGUGGCAAAAGGAUUUCUUACCCGAAGACUUAUGCAGACGGAUAAGCUAAAGCAGCUUCGGCAAACUGUAAAAGACACCAUGGAAUUCAUAAGAAGCUUUCAAUCAGAAGCACCUCUAAAGAGAGGCGUUGUAUCAGCACAAGAUGCUUCCCUUCAGGAAAGAGUGCUAGCACAGUUGCGAGCUGCCCUAUACGGUAUUCAUGACAUAUUCUUUGUGAUGGAUGCAGCUGAAAGAAUGUCCAUCCUGCAUCAUGACCGAGAAGCCCGCAAAGAGAAACUGCUCAGGCAAAUGGACAGAAUGAAAAGCCCGAGGGUGGCGCUCUCAGCUGCAACACAGAAGUCGCUGGACAGGAAGAAGUUCAUGAAAGCUGCUGAAAUGGGAGUGCCAAAUAAGAAAUUUCUGGCUAAGCAAAAUCCUUCAGAAACAAGAGUUCUUCAGCCAAACCAAGGACAGAACGCGCCUGUUCAUAGGCUACUUAGACAAGGAACCCCUAAGACAUCAGUGAAGGGGGUUGUGCAAAAUAGACAGAAGCCUUCACAGAGCAGAGUGCCUAACAGAGCGCCUGUGUCAGGAGCAUAUGCAGGAAAAAUCCAAAGAAAGCGGCCAAAUGUUGCGACAAUUUAAGAAGACAACAUUCAUUAGGAUGAAGUGGGGUGGGGUAUGUGUGCUGUUACCCAUAUGAUGUUCCCUGUCCAGGACUUAUCACUUAACCCUGGACUCUGUCUACACAGGCAAAGUGAUGUCAAGGCUGAGCAGUUAAUCUGUAUAAUUUAGUAGUCUGGCUAAUUCCUGCCCCAUUUUCCCAUUAUGGGGAAUGAUACUUAGCAUUAAGUAAUUGCCUGGUCUCCGCUUAGCUCAUAUAAACAUAUUGUGUGUGUCCAGAGGUCUACAGACACUUUUUAUUUUAUUUAUUUUUUUUGAGCUGAGGACUGAACCCAGGACCUUGGACUUGGUAGGCAAGUGCUCUACCACUGAGCUAAGUCCCCAGCCCCCAGACACCCUUUUUAUAAACAUAAAAGGACAUUUGGACUUACUUUUGCAAAAUAUUGAAAAUAUGUCACCAAUUGUAAAUUAGCACUAAAACCUAAAUUUCAUUCAUGACUACAUAUUGAUUGCUGAAUCUGAUAGACAAAUUACUGUUUUAGUCAAAGGGAAAGUAUUGCAGAGUUUGUUUUUCUCCGUUUCUACAAUUUGAAACACUCAAGAUUCCAUAUUCUUUGACUUGCAGUACAGCCUCAUAGGAUAAAACAGUUGCCAUACUAAAUCCCACACAGCAGUCACAUGCAGGCAGAAGCACACAUUCCUGUGGACAACUAGUUGUCUUACAGAAAUGUUAGGUUGUGUGUAUGUUACUGCUAGAAAUAGGUAGAUGGGAUUCUAAGAGCUUUCUUGGAAGGUGGCAAGUUUGGAGAAGGAGCACAGUCUUUGUAAAUGUAGCAUCUGUGAAGGAUGGUAACAUCCAGUUCUGGAAAUGGGCAGCACGGAGCAUGCAGCUGAUUUCUGCUUAGUCUGUAUAUUUUAGUUCUCCAUAAUCUUUUUCUAGCAUGCUAAACAGGAGAAAAUAAAGGGCUAUUUAAUAAGAACUCCAGAUUUCAUAUAGCGUGGUAAUGUUGCCUAGUUAAAAAUCUGCAGUACUUAAAGGCACCGAGGUAUAUGGCUUUUCAUUACUAACAUAUUCAUUAAAUGCACCAACCAACAAAUGUUACCAAGACAACAUGAUUUUAUGAAAAAGAAUGUUAUUUGUCAUGUAAUUCCAAAAGGGCUUUGUGCUUCUUACAUAAAUUGGGACUGUCUAUUUAAUGUUUUUAACUUGAACUUUGAAGAGACUAGUUUUUGAGAAUGCAGCCUGUUAUAUUCUCAGUGUUCUUUUAAGAACUGGGAGAUAAAGAUUGCUUUCUCUGAUUUUCUAUUUUAUUUGAGAUUUAGCUUUUAUACCCUGCUGGAGUUACAAAAUAAUACCUACUCUGGCUAUAAACUUGAUUUUCUUAUUGAAACUUAACCAUUUAUUGAACCAGAAGAUAAGGAGCAAGUCAAAACAGUCCAGGUUCCCAACUUUUUACUUGUAGGAAAGGUGUACCAAAUUGUUAUCUUUCAAAUAUAAUAAACUGUGCUUUAUUGUUCUGAAAACUCAGGAUACCACUUACUCAUAGCAUUGUGAGCCCUUCAGUAAGAAGGAGGAGUUAACCGUUUUGUGUUUGUUAAUACAAAUUAGUUAAAGAAAAUUAUAA